AUGGAUUUUCCAGAACUAAAUAAAUUCGCAGUUCUUCUCUGGAAGAAUUUUACUUUAAAGAGGCGACAAGUUAUUGUUCUAUGUGUGGAAAUCCUGCUAACGUUAUUAUUUGCUGGUACGCUUUUGUUAGCACGUCAUUCUGUUAAUAUAAGGAACGUUGGACCUUUACAUUACCCUCCGAUAUCCUAUGAUUAUUUAUCUUCUUUCUUGAAAUAUCCUGAUAAUUCUCCUGGGCCAUUGGAAUUGGCUUAUGUGCCUUCCAAAAGUAUCGUGGUAAAGUCUAUCGUUGAACUUGUGCUAUUGGAUUUAAACAUGAAUUUGAAAGGUUAG
This is a messenger RNA of Chrysochloris asiatica (Cape golden mole), 330 nucleotides long. RefSeq lists its product as uncharacterized. The transcript has 2 exons. Lineage: Eukaryota; Metazoa; Chordata; Mammalia; Afrosoricida; Chrysochloridae. The record is from RefSeq and is a predicted model, not a curated record. The coding region runs from base 1 to 330 and encodes 109 amino acids.